Molecule: messenger RNA, 1422 nt
Organism: Dichomitus squalens LYAD-421 SS1
Lineage: Eukaryota; Fungi; Basidiomycota; Agaricomycetes; Polyporales; Polyporaceae
Product: cytochrome P450
Exons: 3
Coding region: 1-1422 (473 amino acids)
Molecular function (GO): heme binding; monooxygenase activity; iron ion binding
Source: RefSeq, a predicted model, not a curated record
AUGGCACUUGAGCUCAUAGUAUUUGCCUUAUUCCUCUCACUCGCUGUCGCUAUACGUCGGUGGGUCAGCGUACCUCCGGAGCUCUCCCACAUCCCACAAGUUCCUAUCUUGCCACUGCUUCACAGCUACCUAUCUGGCGAGGUCGAGGAGCAGAGGGUCAAAAGGGUCAUCCUUCCUUUCGCUCAAAAAAGCCGCUCCAAUGUAGUCCUCCUCUUUUGUUUUGGGGAAUGGAUGGUGCACGUCCUAGACGCAAAGGACGGAAAACGGUUCAUGGAGGACAGAGCAGUCAGGAAGCAGGCGGUCCCAGAGACCAUGCUUCUGUGGAGACUCACAGGCCGCCAGAACGUCUUCACAGCAGAGGGGGAGAUGUGGAGACGUCACGCCAAGAUCGUCCAUGAUGCGCUGCACCGUACAACGCCAAUCGAGCAGUUCGCAAGCCUGGCCAGAAGUAUGUUCGAAAUGAUGGGAACGGGAGGACGGAUUCGCUGGAAUGACUAUACGCAUCGUUUCACACUGGAUGCCGUCGGAACGACAGUCAUUGGACACGACUUCAAGGCGCUUCUCAAGCCGGACGGCCCCUUCGUCCAGAAGUACCACGAGGUAAUGAAGGCCAUCUCGUCUCCCCCAUACAUCUUCAUUCCAUCUCUCGAACGCUGGCUCCCUCGCACCAAAGUAAGGGCCCUCGUAGACGACCUUGUCGAGGACUUCAGAUUGCUACUUGCCCAGAAACGUGACGAUCCGGGUAAUGACAUGAUCACGUACAUGUUCGAAGACCCAGAGAUGACCGAGACCGAGUUUCGGGAUAACGUCAUCGUCACAUUCAUGGGCGGACACGACACGACUGCUGGCGCACUCUCCACCCUCGUCUACCUUCUUGGCGCAUAUCCAGAGGUGCAAACGAGGGCGCGUGAGGAGGUCCUGCGGAUCAUGGGGAAGGAAGAGCCGAGGAUGGAGCACUAUGCAAAGAUGCCUUACCUGAACGCCGUUAUCAGGGAGUCCAUGCGAUACAACAAUCCCUCUAACGUGACCAUACCACGCGUUGCCAGCAUCCCCUUGCACAUCGGCUCCUACGUCGUCCCGCCCCUAACACCGAUUGUCUUGAACAUGUGCGCUAUCCUUCACAGCAGUAACCUGUGGUCAGAUCCAGAAAAGUUCGAGCCAGGACGUUUUCUGAAGACAAGCAAAGUCGAAGAGGGAAGUUGGGUGCCGUUCGGGCUUGGGCCACGCCAGUGUCCUGCACGUACCUUCUCCCUCUAUGAGCAGCGAGUCUUAAUCAGCAUGCUUCUCAGAGAAUACAGGUGGACAGUACCAACAGACUCUAUUCACCAUGGGUAUAUCAAAAAUGCCUUCUCGCCAUUCGCCUUGAGCCUUCCCUACGACGUUUACAUAGACUUUACGCGACUUACGAACAGUACCGAGUAA